CCUGGGCCUGGGCCGGGCUCGGGCCGAGAGGCGGAGGCUCUCGGGAGAGCCCCAAAACUUUGCAGAGCGCCCGUCGCGCUGGGGCAAUGUGGCUGCUGUGGCUGCUACUGGGUUCGGCGGAAGGACAGCUGUUGCCCUGGAAUAACUUCACAAAUGAAUGUAAUAUUCCUGGAAACUUCAUGUGCAGUAAUGGACGUUGUAUCCCGGGAGCCUGGCAGUGUGAUGGGUUGCCAGACUGCUUUGACGAAAGUGAUGAGAAGGAAUGCCCAAAGGCCAAAUCUAAAUGUGGCUCCACCUUCUUCCCCUGUGCAAGUGGAAUUCACUGUAUCAUUGGUCGCUUCCGAUGCAAUGGUUUCGAGGAUUGUCCUGAUGGCAGCGAUGAAGAAAACUGCACAGCAAAUCCCUUGCUAUGCUCUACUGACCGAUUUCACUGCAGGAAUGGCCUGUGCAUUGAUAAAAGCUUUAUGUGUGACAAUCAGAAUAACUGCCAGGACAACAGUGAUGAGGAAAGCUGUGGAAACUCUCAAGAAGCUGACAGCAGCCAGAAUUAUGUGACCACAGAGCCUCAGCUGAUCUUCUAUCCCAGCAUUACCUAUGCAAUUAUUGGCAGCUCAGCCAUUUUUGUGCUGGUAGUGGCCCUCCUCGCCCUUGUCUUGCACCACCAGCGGAAACGCAACAACCUCAUGACUCUCCCGGUACAUCGAUUGCAGCACCCCGUCCUCCUCUCCCGGCUGGUUGUCCUCGAUCAUCCACAUCAGUGCAGUGUCACCUACAACGUCAACAAUGGGGUCCAGUACAUGUCCAACCAGGCCUACCACAGGCCACCAGAUUUAGAUUCCCCACCAUCUUAUUCGGAAGCUGUGCUAGACCAAAGCAGACCCCCAUGGUUUGAUCUUCCUCCACCUCCUUAUUCCUCAGAAACAGAAUCCCAGAGUCAUAUAGACCUCCCUCCUUAUCGAUCUCGGACUGGGAGUGUGGUGAGCACAGAUGCCGCAGUGGCAAGAAGUCCAGGAACUGUGGAUAGUAGUCGAACAAGAAGCGCCAUUGGCAGUAUGGACUGUCACAGUACGCUACAUGAAAUUAUAGCGGAGCAAAGUGACUCUCUCAUGAAUUCAGUUUCUGCCAGGGAAGUGUAGAUGGUUAUUUAUGAGGUUCUUCUGGAUGUCUGCUUGGGCUUGGACCAGACUUAAGAAGUUCAGAGUUACCUGAGCUCCUUCUCCAUGCUGACUGCAGUGCAAUGGGGAGCUUGCCCAGUGUGCGCCCUGUUGAAAUGACCUACAGCUGUGCAAACACCCAUUCAACGUUCAUUUCAAGGGAAUGUCAAGAAGAAGAAGCUGCCGCCAAUGGCCUUAGCCAUGCUAGACUUUGAAUGUUGUGUUCUGAGUUCAUGGGAACAGUCCUGACAUUUCAGUUCAGUUUCACCUUGACUCUUUCUAUAGCAUGUUAUGCGUUCAAGGUAUUUUAGGGGUAUUUACUAUGUGCAUGUGUCAGAAUAUAAUAUAUACACAUGUGCCUAGAUAUACACCUGUAUUUGAAAAUAUCUGUGUUAUUUUUUAAAAAAUGUGUAUUUAUGACUGUAUGUAUAUAAUAUACUAGUAAAUGAAGAUUGUAUUAUACAAGUGUUGAUUGGUGUGACAAAACCGAAAUUAGAUAUGGCAGAUUAACAGCCUUGUGUAGAAAUGCUCGCACAAAAUCCCAGUCUGAAGAGGCAGUGAAACUUCUACAACACGUUAUCCUUUCCUACAAACCGGCCUGGUUCAGACAACACACUAAACCAUGCAG
Elgaria multicarinata webbii is the source of this 1782-nucleotide messenger RNA. RefSeq names its product low density lipoprotein receptor class A domain containing 3 (gene LDLRAD3). The transcript is spliced from 6 exons. Gene Ontology annotation, cellular component: plasma membrane. Gene Ontology annotation, biological process: receptor-mediated endocytosis. Bases 87 to 1136 code for a protein of 349 amino acids. Gene Ontology annotation, molecular function: protein binding. The record is from RefSeq and is a predicted model, not a curated record. Lineage: Eukaryota; Metazoa; Chordata; Lepidosauria; Squamata; Anguidae.